Molecule: messenger RNA, 699 nt
Organism: Kickxella alabastrina
Lineage: Eukaryota; Fungi; Kickxellomycota; Kickxellomycetes; Kickxellales; Kickxellaceae
Product: ETC complex I subunit conserved region-domain-containing protein
Exons: 2
Coding region: 145-537 (130 amino acids)
Biological process (GO): respiratory electron transport chain
Source: RefSeq, a predicted model, not a curated record
CAGCAAGAAAAAAAGAUAAGUACUGAGAAAUUCGUAUUUUUAUUGCCAUUUUUAAUUGACUGAAAAUUCGUACGUCGAAUUUGACAUUCUUUUGCUUCUUGUCCCCCUUGUUCACACAUUCUACAAACACAAAAAUCAACAACAAUGAGAAUCACUCGCGCUCUUUUCCAGGCCACACAAAAGGUUACCACCGGAAUUGUUGGCCUCCCGGUCAACCCCAAUGCGCGCCCGCAGCUGCUCGGGCUUUAUAAGAAGACGCUUGAGGAGGUGAAGGCAAAGAUCCCAGAGGCUGCGAUCUACCGCCAGUCAGUCGAGGCAAUCACAACGCAGCGCCUGAAGAUUGUCGAGCAGAACGAGGAUACGGUAAAGAUUGAGGAGCUGAUUAACUGCGGGCAGAUCGAGGAGCUUAUUGACCAGGCUGAGGACGAGAUCAAGCUUGUUUCGCGGAUGGCUGAGUGGAAGGCAUGGGAGCCCCUGGAGGUGUCAAUCCCUCCUCGCCAGUGGGAGUACUUCAAGAAGGCUCCUGUGACCGAGUGAGGCGGCAGCGACAGUGCCUGCCCUUUGUUGCGAUCUGUUGCGUGGAGGGGGCUUCAGCAACGUCGACAUUGGCUGUUUCGAAUCUCCUGUCGCUCGGGCAUUCGUCUUGUCUUGUCCUGUUUUUGUUUUGACUUGUUUUCGUUUUGUUUCGUUUCUUGUCUU